Messenger RNA from Actinia tenebrosa (Australian red waratah sea anemone), 4016 nucleotides. Its product is annotated as transient receptor potential cation channel subfamily V member 6. Gene Ontology annotation, molecular function: calcium channel activity. Gene Ontology annotation, cellular component: plasma membrane. Lineage: Eukaryota; Metazoa; Cnidaria; Anthozoa; Actiniaria; Actiniidae. The record is from RefSeq and is a predicted model, not a curated record. Gene Ontology annotation, biological process: calcium ion import across plasma membrane.
UCGAUUGACUGCUGAUCUUCAAUGGCUCCACAUUUAUGUUACAAUUUAUUUAAUUUUCUAUGAUAAAAACACAAAAUUAACUCGUUAUUAUCACCUUUUAUAGUCAUGAAUAAUUACCAGAAGUGAGCGUAGAUUUGCAUACUGUAAACAAGUAGGACGAAAAUAAUUUUAAUUCUUAAGAUGGCAGCUCGCGAUGCUUCGUAUUCUGCUCUAGAAAUGACGGAAAGAGGUGAAGGGAAGCGAGAAAGUCCUGUAAAAGAAAGCACUGAUCACACAGACGAUAUUGGGAAUAACUUUGACGAAGAAUUCUGGAUAAAGGUCAGAAAUACGUACAAUGAAACAGACAUCUCUUGGAAUCAUGCUAUGGAUGUGGUUCAGGUGGAGCAUUUGAUAGAGAAGUAUGAAAACAGUGGAGCGAAGCUGUCUGAAGCCCCUCUUCUAGUCAUGCUGAAGAGAUGGCCAAACAUGAAAAAGUACAGAGAAAAUCCAAGCUUAAAAGCUGCACUGGAACAUCAUAUCAACAGACUGGCUGAAAUCAUCCUUGGCCAAGAGACAGGAGUAGAUUACAAGUAUUUCAGAGAUAAAGAUGACCCCACUCACAAAACUUUGGUACAUUUAACAGCAGAGCUCAAUUAUGUCAGUGUAUGUAGGACCUUACUGGACCAUUUUCCAGGGCUACUUUACAUCACCUCAAAGGCACACAGUGUUCAUCGGAGGUACCUUCCUGUGGAACUUGCUUUGAUCAAUGAGAAUGACGCAGUGUCUGCAUUCUUGAUUAGUAGGAUGAAACAUGAAAGAGUUCAACAGCUUUUUCUGUGUGAAGAUCAAGAACAUCCAGGGAAUUUCAGUUUCAAAAGGCUGAUUGAAAGUCCAGUCAUGAAGAAAACUGUAGUGGCUAUUCUAAACUGUAUGGUUACUCCUCACUGGCCGUACCUACCUGAACGUAAAGAUGCCUAUUCUUCACGGGAAGAGGAAGAAAAUAUUGAGCAUGCAUGGAACAGUGUCCCUGAAGAGCCAAUGAGCUAUCAGUUCUACUAUCAGAUCCUGGAUGGUGAUGAAUGGGGUCGUCUGCCUAAGAUACCUGACCCAAAUGGACGUUCUGGAGAGAUGAUCAAUAAUGACCAUUUCAACUGGAAAAAUAAGUCUUGUCUGUAUUCGUUAGCCUUUAGUAAAAAUGAAGAAGCCAUACAACAUCCUGUUGUUCGUUUGUUGGUCAAGAAAAAGUGGACUGAGUAUGCACACACAUGGUUCUGUGCUGCAGGCGGGUUUUACGUCACAUUCCUCCUAUUGCUUUCCUACGCCUUGAUACACGGUUGUACUCGCUCAGACCCCACACAGUAUGACGGAGGUGGUGAUUGGCUAAGACAGGCCUGUGAGAUUUGCGUUAUUGUCAUGGUAAUAGUCUAUAUCGCAGAAGAAAUCAACCAGCUUGAAAAAGAGAAGCUGCAGUACUUCAAGAAUAUUUACAACCUCUUCGACUGGUUUGGUCUCCUCUCGAUAAUACUAGUCAUUCCUUUAAGGUUUGCUCACAUGGACGAGCAAUGGGUUUUGGCAGCGUUUGGGUACUUUUUUAAUUUCUUAAGACUUUUCAAGUACGCAUGCGUGUCUAGAACAACUGGCUUGUAUACGAAGACGCUGGCGAAGAUUAUUUAUCGCGACAUUACUCGAUUCGGUGUGGUGUUUAUUGUCGUGUUCUUUGCAUUCUGCGGGACGUUUUUCAUGUCCCUUCGCGCCUCUGGAACUUCGAAGCUUUUUGGCGAUUUCCAUAUGGUUAUGUUAGCUGGAGUGCGAGCCCUGGUCGAACAACAGCCACCAGCCGAAGACUACUCUAAGUUCAAAUGGCUACCAGUUCUCGUGAUUCUUGGUUACAUGGCAACCGUGGUGGUCAUUUUACUCAACAUUCUCAUCGCUCAAUUGAGUUUUACGUACGCUGAGGCCAAGAAGAGCGCGAGAAUACAGUACGAUAAAGAACGAAUGGUCAUUAUCACCAGGCUUGAACACAGCAGGCUCCAUCAGGUGAAUCUACGAAUCAUGCAUUUUAAGGACAAAGAAUGGAUUGAUGAACUUCAGCUUGCUAAUGAGCUGCUCGAGUACAGUGAAGAUCGUCAUCCUCUCGAAAGCAUCGAGGAUAAGUUGGAUGCUAUCAGGACGAUGAUGAAAAAGAUAAUCAGAAAAAUGCCAUUGACCGUCAUCAAGGGAUGAAACAAUGGUUUUUGAAAUGGAUUUAACGACUUGGACGAACUGAUCUAGUCCAGGAUCAACUCUGUCAAAACAGUCUCCCUCAAGAUGAAAUAUCCUCUUCGGCCCCACCCGAUCUGCGAUCCAAUCCUUUGGCUGUUCAUCGAGGUAGACGACCACAACACGCCCUAAGAUAGCGUCCUCUUUCAGAAACGCUUUAAUAAUACUUCCAUCGAACGUUACGUAGUCGUCGUCGAACUCAAACUCGUCCUCUUGAAGGUAUUGUUCGCUGCUGCGAGAGUAGACAAGCACCACACAGCGACUUUGGAAGAGUUCAUCUUCAAGAGUCGAUUCGUUCUCUAGAAUAUUGAGAAUGCUGUUGAGUUUGACGUGAGAUCCGAGUUUCAUUCGGAGAAAAUCUUUAAACUCUUCUCCACGAUGUUUGUCCUUUUUUGUGUAGAGGAAUAAUACUUUGAAUUCUGUCAUGGCUGGCAUUGGUAGUACUGGAAGGAAGAAAAAAAGAAAAAGAAAAAAGAAAAUGAAAAUGAAAAGAAAAGAAAAAGAAAAUAAGGCGAAGCUUUCAAGGAAUCAAGUCAAACCCCGAGGUUGAGCGGGGUUAAUAAUAUUCUCGUACCCAGAUCCUUCUCACCAAAAAAUUCGAUUAAUUUUCGUUAGAAAGCUGACAGGGCUUUGGGUACGAGAAUGGGUUAGUACCUGUGUGGGUGACCUGAACUUCAUGCCCAGCAAGAGUUUAGCUCCUUUUCGUUUUUGAUCUUUCUGUAGAAAUUUUGAAUAGCUCAUAAACCGUCCCACCUACAACACCCAGGUAUCAAUAGACUACUUCGACGAUACGGCGGCCAUCUUGAAUAGCAAGGCAUUAUAGGUCGUACAGGGGAAAACUCAAAGCUUUGUUACAGUAUUGACCUCGAUUGAUAUUAACAUCUCACCACAAAAGAAUAUAACAAAAGAUGAAUUAAGACGACAUAUCGAUCAUCUCACCUACAAAAGAAAGACAAACACACGAAACUCUAUAUAUUUGCUGUCAUCUUUGUUUCGUUGUGCCUCCCCCUGGCAAGAUGGCCAUCGUAUUGUCGAAGUAGUCCAUUUCAGAAACUGGAGUCAAUUUCCAGUCUGACACUCGAUUUCGACCAGGGUAUGUCUCCACAGUCGUUCAGCAGAUCGGCCGAUAUUAGUCUCCUCCACAGCCGCUUUCAGUGUCGUCACGCAACGCUUUCUCCCCUGAGUGACCUGAGUAGCUCAGGGGAGAAAGCGUUGCGUGACGACACUGAAAGCGGCGGUGGGGGAGACUAGGCCGAUAUCUGAUCUCAACUAAUCUGACCUUCAAACAACAGCCUUACGCGCGGAUUUGAUUGAGUUGAUGAAAGAGACCUAGAGAGACCUACUAGUCAAGAUCGUAACAUUGGAAUUAAUUUUCCAUAUUUGGUGUUGCAUCGAAUUCAACUCCCCAAACAAACCCACAUACUACAGGUUACACCUUUAGAAUGUUUCAAGGUUAUACUACUAAUCUUCUUGACAAUGUUUGACAGGGUCAAUCUUCGUUUUAUAACAGAAUCGAAAUGUUUAUUAAGGCAAGGGUCAAACAUGAGAACUGUAUUGAAGGCGAAACAGAAGACUAACAAUUCAAGAAAAAUGUCAAAAAUCCCGCGCUAGAAAUAUUGAUCACGGAUAAAAGUGACACGAUUAGCUAUAAUCUUGUGCAUUCUGCUUUAUAUUUUGACGAUUUCACAUAAAGAAAGCGUUAUUUUAGCCAUCCAUUGAUGCUUGUUAGUGAACAGAUGAGUAAAGAUAAAUACUGGAAACAAGAACUUGACAUGAUA